ACCCAACCCAGAGCCAGAGUCCACGCUCCGGAAGAAAAAGACACCGCCUUUCUUCGCUCUUCUCCUCCCCCUCGUGACACCACUGCACAGCAGGGAGAGACAGAUGGCGAUGCGGGCGCCGGCGGCGGUGCUGCUUCUGGCGGUGGCGAGCGUGCUGGCGGCGGGCGCGGCGGCGCAGUCGACGGGCACGCCGGCGUGCGCGUCCAAGCUGACGGGCUGCGCCGGCUACAUGAACGGCACGGACGCGCAGAAGCCGCCGGAGACCUGCUGCGGCCCGCUCCGGGACGCCGUCAAGAACGAGAAGCCCUGCCUCUGCGCGCUCUACGCCUCGCCCGAGAUCUUCAAGGCCUUCAACAUCAACGUCACCGACGCGCUCCGCCUCUCCAAGCGCUGCGGCGUCUCCGAGGACGUCAGCAGCUGCCCCAGCGCCUCUCCGACCAAGUCUCCUCCAGGUUCAAGUCCAAGUUCUCCGUCAGGUGGUGGCAAGAGCGCCGGGCACCGCACCAUGUCGGCCGGCUUCGCGGGGCUGAUGAGCCUGUUCCUGGUCCUGUGGUCUGCCCUGGCAUAAGAAACCGGCGAUUCGGCAUGAUGAUAGACAUGAUCUUCUUUCGGCUUAUAUAUCCCAUGGUAGAUGAGCUGCAGCUCUGGUGGUAGUUCUUGGCGGUGUCGUCGCAUUUGUUUUGCCGUGUAUUGGUUGGUGUUGCCAGUUCAGUAGACUUGCUGUGAAUAAGGAUUUCGGCACUCUCUUCAGACCUGUGAUGACCAGAGAAGAGUGGGCAUUGUGUGAGACGUAUUUCGGCUUCACUGUUUUCUUUUCUUUUAUACGGUAUUUGAGAGAGAUUUGUGCUAGUAAGAGGAGGCCACUCACGCCUAGAAUUCGAUGGGAAUUUGUUGUUUUUAGGCCACCACAGAUCUAGCCCAGCGACAUGCCUCCAUGCCGGCGAGGGGUGCUCGCGCUAGCUGCGCCCAUGCUUCCCUCACCCCAACAACUUGCGCCACCAAUCUGCGAGAGAAUCCCAGAGAUCCUGCGGCUGAUUUCUCUGGUUCCGCAGGCGGUAGGGUUGGACCAAAAGCUCGUAGCUCGCGAGUUUAAUGAGCGCUCGGAAGUUCAGCUCGUUAAGCUUGUAGCUCGCUUCUUAAUGAACAGAGCCAAUCAUUGAUUUUAGCUCGUUAAGCUUAACGAGCUUAACGAGCAAGCUAACGAGUUUCACGAGUAGUUCGUUAAGCUUGUUAGUAACAACACAAUACAUAUUUUCAUCUUAUGUGACAAACUUUUUAUAGCA
Messenger RNA from Triticum aestivum (bread wheat), 1283 nucleotides. RefSeq names its product non-specific lipid transfer protein GPI-anchored 9. Lineage: Eukaryota; Viridiplantae; Streptophyta; Magnoliopsida; Poales; Poaceae. The coding region runs from base 104 to 568 and encodes 154 amino acids. The transcript has 3 exons. The record is from RefSeq and is a predicted model, not a curated record.